ACCGCCAGCCCAAGCAUGAGCGGCCUGCCGAGGUUCUGCCCUCUGCCGUGCGUCAGCGCCGGCGAGCCCAGCGUGGCGCUGCCACCUUUGGCCGGGGAGCACCCCGCUGGCACGCCCUUAAAACUCUGCCCCUCGCACUCUUUGCGGGACUACCCCGAGGCGAGGUCCUGCGCCUACGUGGACCACUCGCUCCCCCACUUCCCGGAGCCCUGCAGGGGCUUCAUCAUGCCGCCCGGCACCGAGCAGCCGGCGUCGCCGAGAAGCAACCCCCGGUACCGGGACUUUGCCGGCUACAGGGACGCCCGCACCGGGGCCUUUUUCGGCAGCUACCAAGAGCAGGCCUCCGGCAGCGAGGCCGGCCAGAGGAUGCUCGGCCUGCCCGGGGACCUCCUGGCCCGGACUCACCCGUACGGGCCCGGCCUGAGUCCCAAGGGAGGCGGGCAGCAGCUCGUCACGCAGUUCCUGGGUCUCUACAAGCCGCUGGCGCACCGAGGAGGCGGCGACGCUCUCUUCCGCUGCGUCAAGACCGAGCUGGUGUGCAAGUGGACCGGCCCGGAGGGACCCGGCUGCAAGGUGCCUUGCUCCAGGGCCUUCGGCACCAUGUACGAGCUCGUCAGCCACGUGACCGUGGAGCACGUCGGGGGAGGCGAGCAGGCCGUGUACGUGUGCCGGUGGGAGAGGUGCGCCCGGGACCGCAAGCCCUUCAAGGCCAAGUACAAGCUGGUCAACCACGUCCGCGUCCACACGGGGGAGAAACCCUUUCCCUGUCCUUUCCACGGCUGCCAGAAGGUCUUUGCGCGCUCCGAGAACCUGAAAAUCCACAAGAGGACACACACAGGUGAGAAGCCCUUCAGGUGUGAGUUUGCAGGCUGCAGCCGCAGGUUCGCCAACAGCAGCGACCGCAAGAAGCACUCGCACGUGCACUCCAGCGACAAGCCCUACGUGUGCCGAGUGCCAGGCUGCCACAAGUCCUACACGCACCCCAGUUCUCUGCGCAAGCACCUCAAGCUGCACUGCAGCCGGGGGCCCAGGAGCCCACGGCCCGGGGAAACCACCUCAGAGGCCCCCGUCUGCCCCAGCCCUCUCGGGGCCCCGUCCCCGGGGAGUGUGGACGAGGCUUCCACCCCGAGGUCGCCUCUCCCGGCCGGCUUGGAGGGCGGGUCCCGGCCCCUGUUGCUACACAGAGCUGGAACCUACACCAGCAGGGCCCCGACUGCCCAGUACCACCUCGGCCAGGCGGGCCACGCCUUCCCACAGCAGAGCACCUGCAGGACUUUACCCGCAGCACCGCACUUGCAGAAGGGCUUCGUCAACGGCUGGUACACCUGUCCAGGUGGGCUGGACUCCUAGAGGGAUGGCCACUUCAUUAGGUACACCUGUCAAGGUGGGCUGGACUCCUAGAGGGAUGGCCACUUCAUUAGGUACACCUGUCAAGGUGGGCUGGACUCCUAGAGGGAUGGCCACUUCAUUAGGUACACCUGUCCAGGUGGGCUGGACUCCUAGAGGGAUGGCCACUUCAUUAGGUACACCUGUC
Messenger RNA from Nerophis ophidion (straightnose pipefish), 1534 nucleotides. RefSeq names its product zic family member 6 (gene zic6). Gene Ontology annotation, cellular component: nucleus. Lineage: Eukaryota; Metazoa; Chordata; Actinopteri; Syngnathiformes; Syngnathidae. The coding region runs from base 16 to 1350 and encodes 444 amino acids. Gene Ontology annotation, biological process: regulation of transcription by RNA polymerase II; central nervous system development. The transcript is spliced from 2 exons. The record is from RefSeq and is a predicted model, not a curated record. Gene Ontology annotation, molecular function: DNA-binding transcription factor activity, RNA polymerase II-specific; RNA polymerase II cis-regulatory region sequence-specific DNA binding.